This is a messenger RNA of Macadamia integrifolia, 1022 nucleotides long. RefSeq names its product NAC transcription factor 32-like. The coding region runs from base 159 to 905 and encodes 248 amino acids. The transcript has 3 exons. The record is from RefSeq and is a predicted model, not a curated record. Gene Ontology annotation, molecular function: DNA binding. Gene Ontology annotation, biological process: regulation of DNA-templated transcription. Lineage: Eukaryota; Viridiplantae; Streptophyta; Magnoliopsida; Proteales; Proteaceae.
UGAACUUCUAAUAGGACUCAAUCUUUCGUGUUUUGUUCUUAUUUCUGUCUCUCUCUCUUUCUUCAUCUGUUCCAUAUAAAUACUACUACGACCCACCUAGGCACCUACAAGAUUGAAGAAGACGGCACCUACAAGACUGAUCAUCAAAGGAAGGGAAGAUGGCUAGUGCAAUGGUCAGUCAUGAAGGCAAUUUUGAUGUGCUGGAUAUAUCAAGAAGAUCAGAGAAGGAAGGGUUGAGUCGUGCAAUGAUGGAGAUACAAAGAAGAAGAUCAGAGGAGAAGGAGAGGGAGAAGGAGGAGAUGAGUCAUGCGGAGAUAUCAGAGGAGGACGAGUGGAUGAGUGAUGCAAUGAUGGGUGAUGGUAACGAAGAGAAUAAGAGAAAUAUAGAUCUGAUGAAAAUACCAACUGGGUUCAGAUUCGCUCCUACAGAUCUAGAGUUUGUCAAAUAUUAUCUCACACCGAAGGUCUUGGGUAAACCACUUCCACCCAAUAACAUUGACCAUAUGGAUGAAACUGAGCUUUACAGCAAACCUCCAGACGACCUAGAUUUUGGUUCUUGGGAUGGAAAGGAAUGCUUUUUCUUUACCCGUCAAGAUGGAUCUUCUUAUGAUGGAUUGGUAUCAAUUCACAUUGUGGGAAAUGGAAUAGGUUUCUGGAAAUUUAUUGGAAAAGAAAAAUUUUACUGUAAUUGUCAUGGAAACAAGUUUGCCAAGUUUGCCAAGUUUGCUUUCAAGAGCCGCUGGACUUACUACAAUGGAACACCACAGAAAAGGAGAAAAACAAAAUGGUUUAUGACUCAGUAUCAAUUUCAAAUGAAAGACGAGAAGGACGAGGACAAGGACGACAGUGAAUGGGUCGUCGGAAGGAUGAAAAAAGGCUCGAAUUACAGGAGUUUAUUUCAGUAGCAGUUUUGCAUCUACAGAGUGUAUUUUGAUCUCAAUUGUUGCUAGGUUUACUAAUAAAAGAAGGAAACAAGAUGAUCACCAAGCACCCAAAAGAAGAAAGAUUAGAAAUAGAAAUUG